This is a messenger RNA of Lineus longissimus, 11919 nucleotides long. RefSeq lists its product as uncharacterized. The coding region runs from base 10 to 11919 and encodes 3969 amino acids. Gene Ontology annotation, molecular function: DNA binding. NCBI's taxonomy places the organism in Eukaryota, Metazoa, Nemertea, Pilidiophora, Heteronemertea, Lineidae. The record is from RefSeq and is a predicted model, not a curated record. The transcript has 13 exons.
UCAGACAUCAUGUCUCGAUUCACGGUGUUUACUGUGCUCCUCACACUACUUAUUGUAGUGCUGAUGGUCGCAGAGGAUGGACAAGCCAGAUAUGUGAGAGUAAAUACAGCUAGAGUAGAAAAUGCAAAACGGAGUGCACGGCGCCCGGUGUUGUUCAGCAGCAACAGAAGGAGGUUAAGGAAUGUGUUUUUCACCAAGCAGAGACGAGUACAGCGUCCGAAACCUUCACCACCAAAAGGUGGAAAAGGAAAUGCAAGACGGAGUGCUCGCCCGGUGUUGCUCAGCAGCAACAGAAGGAGGUUUCGCAAAGUGUUGUUCACCAAGCGGAGACGGGUACAGCGUCCGAAACCUUCACCACCAAAAGGUAGAGAAGGAAAUGCAAGACGGAGUACUCGCCAGAUGUUGCCCAGCAGCAACAGAAGGAGGUUUCGCAAAGUGUUGAUCGCCAAGCGGAGACGGGUACAGCGUCCGAAACCUUCACCACCAAAAGGUAAGCCUCAGGUGGUGUUCGUCCAGGAGGUCAAGACGCCACCCGCAGUGCCUGUAAAGCACAAGUGCAAUAAGUUCGUCUGCAAAAAAUUGCCUUGCAAAAAAAAGCCGAAAUUCAGGAAGUUCUUCAUAACUAGGAAGGGUCUGCCGAAACCAAAACGACGGCCACGUCAACGACGACCAAAGCGACCACCAAGAGUACGACGACCCAGUCCAGGAGCGAGAUUUUUCCUCCGAAGGCUUAGGCGUUUGAUGAGAAGGUUUAGAAUAAUUCUCAGACGUGCAAAGAAACCAGUUAAAAAACUGAAACGAAUUCGUGACUUGUGCUGCAAAGGCCAUGCACCAAGUAGACCUGAAGCACAGCGAUAUGCAUGGAAAGUGGUCAGGAGAACCGGAUAUGUCAUAAAGAGAGUCUACAGACUGAUCCGACUGAUUAACUCCCUUCGUCCAAAAAGAGUCUCUAAACGGAAAGUCAUAUUGCUUCGGCUCAAAAGACGCCAGUUAUUCUUUGUGUAUAAAUCUCUGAUACGCCUGAGGAGGAUUCGACGGAACGUCCGCAAUUGUAUUAAAAGGGGGAAGAGGGUAAGGAAAAUAAAGAAAGUAACAAAAAAACUGCAGUCUCACCUGGCUAAGAUAAUUAAACGUCAAAAAAAAUUAAAAGUUAAAAAGAAGAAAACUGCCAAACAAAUUCAAACAAGAAUCCAUCACUUAACAAGAUUUCAAAAGGUCAUUCAUAAAACAUUGAGGCUACCACAGAAGAAAAAGACAGAAAAAGCUGUUUUGAAACAUCUAAAUCAAUCAAUAAAUGCAUUAAAGAAAAGACUCAAGCAGCCAAAAGUGAAAAAUAAAGGGAAACAGAAGAAGAUAAAAACUGAGAUAAAGGAUAAAAUCAAAAUUAUCCGGAAAUUGAUAAAGGUCAUAACAAGGCGAAAGGUUAAAGGGAGAUAUAAGAAAAAAUCAAAGGGAGUUUCAAGACCAAAGAAAGUGAAGAAGGCUAAAAAGAAAGUGGCGAAAAUCUUGAAGAAAAUGAUUAAGAAAUAUAUUCGCAGAAAGAAAACACUGAUCAAGGUUCUAAGAAUAGCAAAGAAACGAAAGAGGAAACCACUUCGGAGGAGGAUCAUAGUAUGCACCAAAAUCAUCAAGCAAGUCAAAGUCAUUCGGCGAGUUGUAAUCAAGAAAACUAGUGUGCAUCGCAUCCGAAAAUGUGUCAAGAAAAUCAUACGCAAGGCACGUAAGCAAUACAAGAAGCUAAAGAGGAAAGUCAAGAGAGUACCCAAGAAAAAGAAGCCAAAGCUGAAAGCCAAGUGUAGGAUACUCCGUAGGGUGAGAAAGGUAGUAAAGAAAAUUGCCAACAAAAUCAGACGAGUCACUCGUCGUCCAAACAAACGACCAAGGAGAAAUAAGAAAAAAACCGAGAGGGUUUCAAGACCAAAGAAGGUAAAGAAGGUUAAACGAAAAGUGGUAAAUUGCCUGAAGAGAAUUGUCAAGAAGUAUGUUCAGAGAAAGAACAAAUUGAUCAAGACUCUAAAAAAGGCCAAAAAAUUGCAGAGGAAAAAUCUACGUAAAAAGAUCAAAAUAUUCACCACUGUCAUCUGGCAAAUUGUCAUUAUAGAGCAUACCAUAAUCAAGAGUACUAGAGUGCAAAGAAUUAUGAACUAUACACAACAAAUUGUAAGGAAGACAUCAAGGAAGUACAAGACGCUAAAGAGGAAAAUCAAGAAACUGCCAGAGAGAAAGAGGCCAAAGCUGAAAACCAAGUGUAGGAUACUCCGUAGGGUGAGAAAAGUAGUAAAGAAAAUUGUCAGCAAAAUCAGACGUGUCACUCGUCGUCCAAACAAGCGACCAAGGAGAAAUAAGAAAAAACCCAAGAGAGUUUCAAGACCAAAGAAAGUGAAGAAGGCUAAAAAGAAAGUGGCGAAAAUCUUGAAGAAAAUGAUUAAGAAAUAUAUUCGCAGAAAAAAAACGCUGAUCAAGGUUCUAAGAAAAGUAAAGAAAGGAAAGAGGAAACCACUUCGGAGAAGGAUCAUAGUAUGCACCAAAAUCAUCAAGCAAGUCAAAGUCAUUCGGCGAGUUGUAAUCAAGAAAACUAGUGUGCAUCGCAUCCGAAAAUGUGUCAAGAAAAUCGUACGCAAGGCAAGUAAGAAGUACAAGAAGCUUAAGAGGAAAAUCAAGAGAACGCCAAAGCAAAAGAAACCAAAGCUGAAAACCAAGUGUAGGAUAUUCCGUAGGGUGAGAAAAGCAUUAAAGAAAAUUGUCAGCAAAAUCAGACGUGUCACUCGUCGUCCAAACAAGCGACCAAGGAGAAAUAAGAAAAAACCCAAGAGAGUUUCAAGACCAAAGAAAGUGAAGAAGGCUAAAAAGAAAGUGGCGAAAAUCUUGAAGAAAAUGAUUAAGAAAUAUAUUCACAGAAAGAAAACGCUAAUCAAGGUUCUAAGAAAAGUAAAGAAAGGAAAGAGGAAACCACUUCGGAGAAGGAUCAAAGUAUGCACCAAAAUCAUCAAGCAAGUCAAAGUCAUUUGGCGAGUUGUAAUCAAGAAAACUAGUGUGCAUCGCAUCCGAAAAUGUGUCAAGAAAGUCGUACGCAAGGCACGUAAGCAGUACAAGAAGCUAAAGAGGAAAGUCAAGAGAACGCCAAAGCAAAAGAAACCAAAGCUGAAAACCAAGUGUAAGAUACUCCGUAGGGUGAGAAAAGUAUUAAAGAAAAUUGUCAGCAAAAUCAGACGUGUCACUCGUCGUCCAAACAAGCGACCAAGGAGAAAUAAGAAAAAACCCAAGAGAGUUUCAAGACCAAAGAAAGUGAAGAAGGCUAAAAAGAAAGUGGCGAAAAUCUUGAAGAAAAUGAUUAAGAAAUAUAUUCGCAGAAAGAAAACGCUGAUCAAGGUUCUAAGAAAAGUAAAGAAAGGAAAGAGAAAACCACUUCGGAGAAAGAUCAAAGUAUGCACCAAAAUCAUCAAGCAAGUCAAAGUCAUUCGGCGAGUUGUAAUCAAGAAAACUAGUGUGCAUCGCAUCCGAAAAUGUGUCAAGAAAAUCGUACGCAAGGCACGUAAGCAGUACAAGAAGCUUAAGAGGAAAGUCAAGAGAACGCCAAAGAAAAAGAAACCAAAGCUGAAAACCAAGUGUAAAAUACUCCGUAGGGUGAGAAAAGUAUUAAAGAAAAUUGUCAGCAAAAUCAGACGUGUCACUCGUCGUCCAAACAAGCGACCAAGGAGAAAUAAGAAAAAACCCAAGAGAGCUUCAAGACCAAAGAAAGUGAAGAAGGUUAAACGAAAAGUGGUAAAUUGCCUGAAGAGAAUUAUUAAGAAGUAUGUUCAGAGAAAGAAAAAAUUGAUCAAGACUCUAAAAAAAGCCAAAAAAACGCAGAGGAAAAUUCUACGUAAAAAGAUCAAAAUAUUCACCACUGUCAUCUGGCAAGUUGUCAUUAUAGAGCAUACAAUAAUCAAGAGUACUAGAGUGCAUAGAAUUAUGAACUAUACACAACACAUUGUAAGGAAGACAUCAAGGAAGUACAAGAGGCUAAAGAGGAAAAUCAAGAAACUGCCAGAGAGAAAGAGGCCAAAGCUGAAAACCAAGUGUAGGAUAAUCCGUAGGGUGAGAAAAGUAGUAAAGAAAAUUGUCAGCAAAAUCAGACGUGUCACUCGUCGUCCAAACAAGCGACCAAGGAGAAAUAAGAAAAAACCCAAGAGAGUUUCAAGACCAAAGAAAGUGAAGAAGGCUAAAAAGAAAGUGGCGAAAAUCUUGAAGAAAAUGAUUAAGAAAUAUAUUCGCAGAAAGAAAACGCUGAUCAAGGUUCUAAGAAAAGUAAAGAAAGGAAAGAGAAAACCACUUCGGAGAAGGAUCAAAGUAUGCACCAAAAUCAUCAAGCAAGUCAAAGUCAUUCGGCAAGUUGUAAUCAAGAAAACUAGUGUGCAUCGCAUCCGAAAAUGUGUCAAGAAAAUCGUACGCAAGGCACGUAAGCAGUACAAGAAGCUAAAGAGGAAAGUCAAGAGAACGCCAAAGCAAAAGAAACCAAAGCUGAAAACCAAGUGUAAGAUACUCCGUAGGGUGAGAAAAGUAUUAAAGAAAAUUGUCAGCAAUAUCAGACGUGUCACUCGUCGUCCAAACAAGCGACCAAGGAGAAAUAAGAAAAAACCCAAGAGAGUUUCAAGACCAAAGAAAGUGAAGAAGGCUAAAAAGAAAGUGGCGAAAAUCUUGAAGAAAAUGAUUAAGAAAUAUAUUCGCAGAAAGAAAACGCUGAUCAAGGUUCUAAGAAAAGUAAAAAAAGGAAAGAGGAAACCACUUCGGAGAAGGAUCAAAGUAUGCACCAAAAUCAUCAAGCAAGUCAAAGUCAUUCGGCGAGUUGUAAUCAAGAAAACUAGUGUGCAUCGCAUCCGAAAAUGUGUCAAGAAAAUCGUACGCAAGGCACGUAAGCAGUACAAGAAGCUAAAGAGAAAAGUCAAGAGAACGCCAAAGCAAAAGAAACCAAAGCUGAAAACCAAGUGUAAGAUACUCCGUAGGGUGAGAAAAGUAUUAAAGAAAAUUGUCAGCAAAAUCAGACGUGUCACUCGUCGUCCAAACAAGCGACCAAGGAGAAAUAAGAAAAAACCCAAGAGAGUUUCAAGACCAAAAAAAGUGAAGAAGGCUAAAAAGAAAGUGGCGAAAAUCUUGAAGAAAAUGAUUAAGAAAUAUAUUCGCAGAAAGAAAACGCUGAUCAAGGUUCUAAGAAAAGUAAAGAAAGGAAAGAGGAAACCACUUCGGAGAAGGAUCAAAGUAUGCACCAAAAUCAUCAAGCAAGUCAAAGUCAUUCGGCGAGUUGUAAUCAAGAAAACUAGUGUGCAUCGCAUCCGAAAAUGUGUCAAGAAAAUCGUACGCAAGGCACGUAAGCAGUACAAGAAGCUAAAGAGGAAAGUCAAGAGAACGCCAAAGCAAAAGAAACCAAAGCUGAAAACCAAGUGUAAGAUACUCCGUAGGGUGAGAAAAGUAUUAAAGGAAAUUGUCAGCAAAAUCAGACGUGUCCCUCGUCGUCCAAACAAGCGACCAAGGAGAAAUAAGAAAAAACCCAAGGGAGUUUCAAGACCAAAGAAAGUGAAGAAGGCUAAAAAGAAAGUGGCGAAAAUCUUGAAGAAAAUGAUUAAGAAAUAUAUUCGCAGAAAGAAAACGCUGAUCAAGGUUCUAAGAAAGGUAAAGAAAGGAAAGAGGAAACCACUUCGGAGAAGGAUCAAAGUAUGCACCAAAAUCAUCAAGCAAGCCAAAGUCAUUCGGCGAGUUGUAAUCAAGAAAACUAGUGUGCAUCGCAUCCGAAAAUGUGUCAAGAAAAUCGUACGCAAGGCACGUAAGCAGUACAAGAAGCUAAAGAGGAAAGUCAAGAGAACGCCAAAGCAAAAGAAACCAAAGCUGAAAACCAAGUGUAGGAUAUUCCGUAGAGUGAGAAAAGCAUUAAAGAAAAUUGUCUGCAAAAUCAGACGUGUCACUCGUCGUCCAAACAAGCGACCAAGGCGAAAACCCAAGAGAGUUUCAAGACCAAAGAAAGUGAAGAAGGCUAAAAAGAAAGUGGUGAAAAUCUUGAAGAAAAUGAUUAAGAAAUAUAUUCGCAGAAAGAAAACGCUGAUCAAGGUUCUAAGAAAAGUAAAGAAAGGAAAGAGGAAACCACUUCGGAGAAGGAUCAAAGUAUGCACGAAAAUCAUCAAGCAAGCCAAAGUCAUUCGGCGAGUUGUAAUCAAGAAAACUAGUGUGCAUCGCAUCCGAAAAUGUGUCAAGAAAAUCGUACGCAAGGCACGUAAGCAGUACAAGAAGCUAAAGAGGAAAGUCAAGAGAACGCCAAAGCAAAAGAAACCAAAGCUGAAAACCAAGUGUAAGAUACUCCGUAGGGUGAGAAAAGUAUUAAAGAAAAUUGUCUGCAAAAUCAGACGUGUCACUCGUCGUCCAAACAAGCGACCAAGGAGAAAUAAGAAAAAACCCAAGAGAGUUUCAAGACCAAAGAAAGUGAAGAAGGCUAAAAAGAAAGUGGCGAAAAUCUUGAAGAAAAUGAUUAAGAAAUAUAUUCGCAGAAAGAAAACGCUGAUCAAGGUUCUAAGAAAAGUAAAGAAAGGAAAGAGGAAACCACUUCGGAGAAGGAUCAAAGUAUGCACGAAAAUCAUCAAGCAAGUCAAAGUCAUUCGGCGAGUUGUAAUUAAGAAAACUAGUGUGCAUCGCAUCCGAAAAUGUGUCAAGAAAAUCGUACGCAAGGCACGUAAGCAGUACAAGAAGCUAAAGAGGAAAGUCAAGAGAACGCCAAAGCAAAAGAAACCAAAGCUGAAAACCAAGUGUAGGAUAUUCCGUAGAGUGAGAAAAGCAUUAAAGAAAAUUGUCUGCAAAAUCAGACGUGUCACUCGUCGUCCAAACAAGCGACCAAGGCGAAAACCCAAGAGAGUUUCAAGACCAAAGAAAGUGAAGAAGGCUAAAAAGAAAGUGGCGAAAAUCUUGAAGAAAAUGAUUAAGAAAUAUAUUCGCAGAAAGAAAACGCUGAUCAAGGUUCUAAGAAAAGUAAAGAAAGGAAAGAGGAAACCACUUCGGAGAAGGAUCAAAGUAUGCACCAAAAUCAUCAAGCAAGCCAAAGUCAUUCGGCGAGUUGUAAUCAAGAAAACUAGUGUGCAUCGCAUCCGAAAAUGUGUCAAGAAAAUCGUACGCAAGGCACGUAAGCAGUACAAGAAGCUAAAGAGGAAAGUCAAGAGAACGCCAAAGCAAAAGAAACCAAAGCUGAAAACCAAGUGUAAGAUACUCCGUAGGGUGAGAAAAGUAUUAAAGAAAAUUGUCAGCAAAAUCAGACGUGUCACUCGUCGUCCAAACAAGCGACCAAGGAGAAAUAAGAAAAAACCCAAGAGAGUUUCAAGACCAAAGAAAGUGAAGAAGGCUAAAAAGAAAGUGGAGAAAAUCUUGAAGAAAAUGAUUAAGAAAUAUAUUCGCAGAAAGAAAACGCUGAUCAAGGUUCUAAGAAAAGUAAAGAAAGGAAAGAGGAAACCACUUCGGAGAAGGAUCAAAGUAUGCACCAAAAUUAUCAAGCAAGUCAAAGUCAUUCGGCGAGUUGUAAUCAAGAAAACUAGUGUGCAUCGCAUCCGAAAAUGUGUCAAGAAAAUCGUACGCAAGGCACGUAAGCAGUACAAGAAGCUAAAGAGGAAAGUCAAGAGAACUCCAAAGCAAAAGAAACCAAAGCUGAAAACCAAGUGUAAGAUACUCCGUAGGGUGAAAAAAGAAUUAAAGAAAAUUGUCAGCAAAAUCAGACGUGUCACUCAUCGUCCAAACAAGCGACCAAGGAGAAAUAAGAAAAAACCCAAGAGAGUUUCAAGACCAAAGAAAGUGAAGAAAGUUAAACGAAAAGUGGUAAAUUGCCUGAAGAGAAUUAUUAAGAAGUAUGUUCAGAGAAAGAAAAAAUUGAUCAAGACUCUAAAAAAGGCCAAAAAAACGCAGAGGAAAAUUCUACGUAAAAAGAUCAAAAUAUUCACCACUGUCAUCUGGCAAGUUGCCAUUAUAGAGCAUACAAUAAUCAAGAGUACUAGAGUGCAUAGAAUUAUGAACUAUACACAACACAUUGUAAGGAAGACAUCAAGGAAGUACAAGAGGCUAAAGAGGAAAAUCAAGAAACUGCCGGAGAGAAAGAGGCCAAAGCUGAAAACCAAGUGUAGGAUAAUCCGUAGGGUGAGAAAAGUAGUAAAGAAAAUUGUCAGCAAAAUCAGACGUGUCACUCGUCGUCCAAACAAGCGACCAAGGAGAAAUAAGAAAAAACCCAAGAGAGUUUCAAGACCAAAGAAAGUGAAGAAGGCUAAAAAGAAAGUGGCGAAAAUCUUGAAGAAAAUGAUUAAGAAAUAUAUUCGCAGAAAGAAAACGCUGAUCAAGGUUCUAAGAAAAGUAAAGAAAGGAAAGAGAAAACCACUUCGGAGAAGGAUCAAAGUAUGCACCAAAAUCAUCAAGCAAGUCAAAGUCAUUCGGCAAGUUGUAAUCAAGAAAACUAGUGUGCAUCGCAUCCGAAAAUGUGUCAAGAAAAUCGUACGCAAGGCACGUAAGCAGUACAAGAAGCUAAAGAGGAAAGUCAAGAGAACGCCAAAGCAAAAGAAACCAAAGCUGAAAACCAAGUGUAAGAUACUCCGUAGGGUGAGAAAAGUAUUAAAGAAAAUUGUCAGCAAUAUCAGACGUGUCACUCGUCGUCCAAACAAGCGACCAAGGAGAAAUAAGAAAAAACCCAAGAGAGUUUCAAGACCAAAGAAAGUGAAGAAGGCUAAAAAGAAAGUGGCGAAAAUCUUGAAGAAAAUGAUUAAGAAAUAUAUUCGCAGAAAGAAAACGCUGAUCAAGGUUCUAAGAAAAGUAAAAAAAGGAAAGAGAAAACCACUUCGGAAAAGGAUCAAAGUAUGCACCAAAAUCAUCAAGCAAGUCAAAGUCAUUCGGCGAGUUGUAAUCAAGAAAACUAGUGUGCAUCGCAUCCGAAAAUGUGUCAAGAAAAUCGUACGCAAGGCACGUAAGCAGUACAAGAAGCUAAAGAGGAGAGUCAAGAGAACGCCAAAGCAAAAGAAACCAAAGCUGAAAACCAAGUGUAAGAUACUCCGUAGGGUGAGAAAAGUAUUAAAGAAAAUUGUCAGCAAAAUCAGACGUGUCACUCGUCGUCCAAACAAGCGACCAAGGAGAAAUAAGAAAAAACCCAAGAGAGUUUCAAGACCAAAGAAAGUGAAGAAGGCUAGAAAGAAAGUGGCGAAAAUCUUGAAGAAAAUGAUUAAGAAAUAUAUUCGCAGAAAGAAAACGCUGAUCAAGGUUCUAAGAAAAGUAAAGAAAGGAAAGAGGAAACCACUUCGAAGAAGGAUCAUAGUAUGCACCAAAAUCAUCAAGCAAGUCAAAGUCAUUCGGCGAGUUGUAAUCAAGAAAACUAGUGUGCAUCGCAUCCGAAAAUGUGUCAAGAAAAUCGUACGCAAGGCACGUAAGCAGUACAAGAAGCUAAAGAGGAAAGUCAAGAGAACGCCAAAGCAACAGAAACCAAAGCUGAAAACCAAGUGUAAGAUACUCCGUAGGGUGAGAAAAGUAUUAAAGAAAAUUGUCAGCAAUAUCAGACGUGUCACUCGUCGUCCAAACAAGCGACCAAGGAGAAAUAAGAAAAAACCCAAGAGAGUUUCAAGACCAAAGAAAGUGAAGAAGGCUAAAAAGAAAGUGGCGAAAAUCUUGAAGAAAAUGAUUAAGAAAUAUAUUCGCAGAAAGAAAACGCUGAUCAAGGUUCUAAGAAAAGUAAAAAAAGGAAAGAGGAAACCACUUCGGAGAAGGAUCAAAGUAUGCACCAAAAUCAUCAAGCAAGUCAAAGUCAUUCGGCGAGUUGUAAUCAAGAAAACUAGUGUGCAUCGCAUCCGAAAAUGUGUCAAGAAAAUCGUACGCAAGGCACGUAAGCAGUACAAGAAGCUAAAGAGGAAAGUCAAGAGAACGCCAAAGAAAAAGAAACCAAAGCUGAAAACCAAGUGUAGGAUAUUCCGUAGGGUGAGAAAAGUAUUAAAGGAAAUUGUCAGCAAAAUAAGACGUGUCACUCGUCGUCCAAACAAGCGACCAAGGAGAAAUAAGAAAAAACCCAAGAGAGUUUCAAGACCAAAGAAAGUGAAGAAGGCUAAAAAGAAAGUGGCGAAAAUCUUGAAGAAAAUGAUUAAGAAAUAUAUUCGCAGAAAGAAAACGCUGAUCAAGGUUCUAAGAAAAGUAAAAAAAGGAAAGAGAAAACCACUUCGGAGAAGGAUCAAAGUAUGCACCAAAAUCAUCAAGCAAGUCAAAGUCAUUCGGCAAGUUGUAAUCAAGAAAACUAGUGUGCAUCGCAUCCGAAAAUGUGUCAAGAAAAUCGUACGCAAGGCACGUAAGCAGUACAAGAAGCUAAAGAGGAAAGUCAAGAGAACGCCAAAGCAAAAGAAACCAAAGCUGAAAACCAAGUGUAAGAUACUCCGUAGGGUGAGAAAAGUAUUAAAGAAAAUUGUCAGCAAUAUCAGACGUGUCACUCGUCGUCCAAACAAGCGACCAAGGAGAAAUAAGAAAAAACCCAAGAGAGUUUCAAGACCAAAGAAAGUGAAGAAGGCUAAAAAGAAAGUGGCGAAAAUCUUGAAGAAAAUGAUUAAGAAAUAUAUUCGCAGAAAGAAAACGCUGAUCAAGGUUCUAAGAAAAGUAAAAAAAGGAAAGAGGAAACCACUUCGGAGAAGGAUCAAAGUAUGCACCAAAAUCAUCAAGCAAGUCAAAGUCAUUCGGCGAGUUGUAAUCAAGAAAACUAGUGUGCAUCGCAUCCGAAAAUGUGUCAAGAAAAUCGUACGCAAGGCACGUAAGCAGUACAAGAAGCUAAAGAGGAAAGUCAAGAGAACGCCAAAGCAAAAGAAACCAAAGCUGAAAACCAAGUGUAGGAUAUUCCGUAGGGUGAGAAAAGUAUUAAAGGAAAUUGUCAGCAAAAUCAGACGUGUCACUCGUCGUCCAAACAAGCGACCAAGGAGAAAUAAGAAAAAACCCAAGAGAGUUUCAAGACCAAAGAAAGUGAAGAAGGCUAAAAAGAAAGUGGCGAAAAUCUUGAAGAAAAUGAUUAAGAAAUAUAUUCGCAGAAAGAAAACGCUGAUCAAGGUUCUAAGAAAAGUAAAAAAAGGAAAGAGAAAACCACUUCGGAGAAGGAUCAAAGUAUGCACCAAAAUCAUCAAGCAAGUCAAAGUCAUUCGGCAAGUUGUAAUCAAGAAAACUAGUGUGCAUCGCAUCCGAAAAUGUGUCAAGAAAAUCGUACGCAAGGCACGUAAGCAGUACAAGAAGCUAAAGAGGAAAGUCAAGAGAACGCCAAAGCAAAAGAAACCAAAGCUGAAAACCAAGUGUAAGAUACUCCGUAGGGUGAGAAAAGUAUUAAAGAAAAUUGUCAGCAAUAUCAGACGUGUCACUCGUCGUCCAAACAAGCGACCAAGGAGAAAUAAGAAAAAACCCAAGAGAGUUUCAAGACCAAAGAAAGUGAAGAAGGCUAAAAAGAAAGUGGCGAAAAUCUUGAAGAAAAUGAUUAAGAAAUAUAUUCGCAGAAAGAAAACGCUGAUCAAGGUUCUAAGAAAAGUAAAAAAAGGAAAGAGGAAACCACUUCGGAGAAGGAUCAAAGUAUGCACCAAAAUCAUCAAGCAAGUCAAAGUCAUUCGGCGAGUUGUAAUCAAGAAAACUAGUGUGCAUCGCAUCCGAAAAUGUGUCAAGAAAAUCGUACGCAAGGCACGUAAGCAGUACAAGAAGCUAAAGAGGAAAGUCAAGAGAACGCCAAAGCAAAAGAAACCAAAGCUGAAAACCAAGUGUAAGAUACUCCGUAGGGUGAGAAAAGUAUUAAAGAAAAUUAAAGAAAACGCUGAUCAAGGUUCUAAGAAAAGUAAAGAAAGGAAAGAGAAAACCACUUCAGAGAAGGAUCAAAGUAUGCACCAAAAUCAUCAAGCAAGUCAAAGUCAUUCGGCAAGUUGUAAUCAAGAAAACUAG